AUGGGGAUAUUGAAAGGUCGUGUUGACUUAGCCUACAGAGCAUCAAGCGAUCCACUAAAAAUGCACAGAGCACUCCGCAUAGUGAAGCCCGACACCGACAUCUCUGGUGAUUACACGUGUGUCGUUUCAACAUUCAUGGAAGAGGAUUCAAGAACUAAACAAAUGAUAUGUUUUUGGAAAACAUAUGUAUUUAUUACUCCGAAGAUAGCAAAGACUUCCGCAAAUACCACAAACUAUCCAAAGAGGAACAUCAGAGAGGUUUCCGAUGUGAACGGAAGCGGGUGUCCGUGCGGUUGUCAAUUAGCCUGUUUGUAUCAAGACUGUCCUGUGCAGAACCAUUAA
Molecule: messenger RNA, 342 nt
Organism: Parnassius apollo (apollo)
Lineage: Eukaryota; Metazoa; Arthropoda; Insecta; Lepidoptera; Papilionidae
Source: the annotation of a GenBank genome assembly